GGUUGGUUUGUCUAAUACAAUAUGGUGCCUGUGUCUGAACGAAGCAAACUAAAAGAACGCAAUUACGAAAAUGUCUACUUGUUUUGAUAAAGUAAUGUAUAACACGUCAGUCCAAUUACUAGCAUAGUGGUGUACAAGUGUUAUAGACUUUGAGUAUUGUUCCAAUGUACGAAAUUUUAAUUUAUGCAUUUAUUGAAAUUAAGUGAUUUUUCUUCAAAUAAUUUGAAUUUGACGUAUAUUUCUGAAUUCAAAAAGUCUCCUACCUUUGUUCAGUGAUGUGAAAGUUGAACUUUAUAAAAAUAAUAGAUAUUCUCAACUAUGUCUGCUUCAAAACCGUUUGAGGAUAAUAAUUUGCAAAAUUCCUCUCAGUAUAUAAGAAAUUCUAUCAAUUUACCAGUUGUGUCUACUAGCAGGAGUGCGCCCUUAUUGCCACCAAGACCUUCACAUUCUUUACCAGGAAAUACAGCCUAUAAUUCAUUUAACUCCUGUUUACCAUAUUCUAAUCCGUAUAGCAGCUACAGUUCUUACAAUAAUUCUUAUUUACCGUACCGUAAUUCUCCUUAUGGUUCAUACGGAUCUUACGGAUCAUACGACAGUUACAAUUCUUUAAGUGGAGGAUAUCCCAUUAAUGCUUUAAACGAUCAUGAACGAAGAUUCAUUCAAUAUGCAGAAGAGAGUUCGAGAAACACUUUCGCUAGCGUGGAAAGCAUCGUCAGAGCAUUCAAUAGCUUAGCUAUGAUGUUGGACAAUACAUUUUUUGCGAUGACCAGUAGUUUUAGAGCCGUAUUGAGUGUCGCUGAAAAUUUCGGUAGAUUGAGGACUAUGUUCGGCAACAUUUGGUAUUCCGUUAAUAUAUUUAGGUUUUUCAAUUGGUUAUAUAGAAAAUUUUUGAUAAUGUUGGGAUUUAAAAAAGCGAACAGCAAUGUUUCCAUGGCGUGGUCUCAAGCUAAAAACGGAGCUGCUAUAGGAGGAGGAUUACCUGGUGGUGCCGGAUCCAGUUGGCCCACCAUCGCAUUUUUGGGUGUGUUGGUGUCUGCACCUUAUAUCAUCAGUAAAUUUCUACCGAAGUAUGAAGAUAAAGGUGAUCCUACAAAUUGGAAACAUCCAGGUGUUCGAGCAAAAGCUAUUUUUGAUUUCAUAGGAACAGCUCCAAACGAACUGACUAUUCAAACUAACGAUCUAGUUUUAUUAGCACCGACUUAUAUCCAGGAAGAAAUGAACCUGAAAAAUUCCGGUUGGGCAUUUGCGGUUUGUAAAGGCAAAUCGGGAGUAGUGCCAUUAAAUUAUCUUGUUAUAAGCAAAAGUAGACCGAUAUUACAAACCAACAAGACAGCUGAACCGCCAGUACCUAAGGUAUUCCCAAAAACUCACCAGAAGAGGGUUAGUUUCGGAGAAAAUCAGAUAUACGAAAACGUGGAUUUAGAUGAUUAUAUGAUUAAAAAUGAUAGUGAAACAAAGCAACCUAGUCAAGAAAUCAAAUUGGAAGAUACGAAAAAAGAAGAAAAUGAAAAAACUUAGAAAAACUGAUUAAAUUAGUGUAUUUGCAAAAAUUAUGAUCAUAUUUAAGCACUUUUUCAUAAUGGUGAUUUAGGAGCUAUUAUUUGGAAGGUAAAGGCUAUGUUAUACUGUUUUUUAUUUUAAAUUUAUUAUGUCGAAGAGAACAGUCUAGAUGUUAUUUAAUUCUGCAACUGUUAUUUAUUUAACUAGUUAUUUAUGCAUUGUGAUCAAUGUUGUAUGUAAAAAUAAAUAUGUAUUGUAAAUUUUUUACUAUUUUUCAAUGGGAAGAUUUUUUAAAAUAAACAGUUUGUUGCUUCAA
Molecule: messenger RNA, 1816 nt
Organism: Diorhabda carinulata
Lineage: Eukaryota; Metazoa; Arthropoda; Insecta; Coleoptera; Chrysomelidae
Product: peroxisomal membrane protein PEX13
Exons: 4
Coding region: 319-1518 (399 amino acids)
Biological process (GO): protein import into peroxisome matrix, docking
Cellular component (GO): peroxisome; peroxisomal importomer complex; peroxisomal membrane
Molecular function (GO): protein binding
Source: RefSeq, a predicted model, not a curated record